AUGUUGGUAAGUAAAAGGCUUCAUUCUUUGUUAAAAUAAAGGUUGGGUGGGUUAUUUUGGCCUAGGGGAAAGCCAAAAAAAAUUUUUUGAUGGGUUUUAAAAAAUAAAUAUUUUUUUUUUAAAUUUUGAAAUUUGACGUUUAGUUAGUUGGGCUAUUGUGGCUUAGGGGGGGGGGGGAAAUCCACAAAUUUUUUUAAAAAGUUUUUUUUAAAUGUUGACCGACUUUUACAAAGUUUUAAACAGAAAUUUUCGCUUUUUAAAAUAAAAUUUUAGUUAUUCAAAUACACCAAAGGCUACAUCAAAAAACUUCGGCUUCAAAGCCAAAGCCUAGCUGAAAGUUUCGAACUAAGCCAGUCUAAUCGAAUAGCUGCCGCUCUCCGACCAAUGAUUAUAUUGUACAUUGGCUGUGGAGUGGCUUGUGUUCCAACUGGAAUUUUGUGUUUUAUUUUGAGUUUUUUUGAAAACACACCGUUUUUGAAAAAACUCUAUUUUAUGGGUAUUCGUGUAAGUCGAAUCAAUUAAGGUUGUAUGUUGUAUCGUGUAAGUCGCAUCAAAUAAGGUUGAAUGUUGUAAUUACUGUUUUCGUCUGGCUUUUGUUUUUAUGACGUUGAGCGAGGCACGUAGAUUAAAAAUUUAUCGUAUUUUGGCUUUUUUUUGUAGUUUUCAUAGUAUGUUACAGUACAGGAUGAUACCGCAAUUAGCUGUGCUAGGGGCGAGGGGUAGGGUUUGGUUUGAGGGAAAAGGCAGGCUGAGAGAGAGAUAAAAAAUUGGUAAGUACGAGAAAAUCCAAAAAAAGUUUUUUUGCAAAAAUUAACAAAUGUUGAGGCUGAGGCUCAACCUUUUCAAAAAAAAAUUUGUGGGUACCGGGUUCUGGUUCUUUUCAAUUUUUUCUCAGCACGGUCCGACCCUCCCAAAGUUUUUUACUAAAAUUUAAUUCCAAUAAACAUAAAAUGACCUUCUGAAAAUUUUAGGUAAAUUACUUCAACUUUUCAUGUUACAUCUUACUAUCCUUGAUUACUGCCUUAUAUAAGUUUGGUAUAGUUGUAAACAGAGUCAUACCUGAAACUCCAGUUAUGAAAAUAUCGGAAGAACAAGAAAAUCACUUCAAUUACCUGACUGACUCAUGGAAAGUGGGUGUAUAA
This is a messenger RNA of Bursaphelenchus okinawaensis, 1142 nucleotides long. Lineage: Eukaryota; Metazoa; Nematoda; Chromadorea; Rhabditida; Aphelenchoididae. The record is from the annotation of a GenBank genome assembly.